AUGGCCGUGGCUCUGGACGCAGUGUGGCUGAGGGUGAAGAACGUGUGCAAGCAGAAUGGGCUCCUCAUCAUGUCGGUGCUGGCCGUGGUCAUCGGGUGUCUUCUGGGAUUCUUCCUGAGGACGCGGCGGCUCACAGAGCAGGAGGUGAAGUAUUUCCAGUUUCCCGGAGAGCUGCUGAUGAGGAUGCUGAAGAUGUUGAUUCUCCCACUCGUCGUGUCAAGUUUGAUGUCGGGUCUGGCAGCCCUCGACGCCAAGUGCUCCAGCCGGCUCGGGCUCAUCACUGUGUCUUAUUACCUGUGGACCACCUUUGUGGCCGUGAUCGUGGGGAUCAUCAUGGUGUCCAUCAUCCACCCGGGGGGCGCCGCCCAGAAGGAGGACUCCGAGGACAGCGGCAAGCCCAUCAUGAGUUCUGCCGACGCUCUGCUGGACCUGAUCCGAAACAUGUUCCCAGCAAAUCUAGUCCAGGCCACAUUUCAGCAGUAUCGAACGAGCACGGAGUAUCGUCUGAAGCCCAAGCCGACGGUGGCCCAGUCGGAGUCCACCACGCGGCGCGCGCUCAUCUAUGGGAUCCAGGACGACAACGGGACCGACAUUCAGAACUUCGCCCUGGAUCUGACUCCGCCACCUGACGUGCUCAUAAAAACCCGCGAGGGGACAAGUGACGGAAUGAACGUCCUUGGCAUUGUUAUUUUCUCCGCCACAAUGGGUAUUAUGCUGGGAAGAAUGGGGCCAAAUGGCAGCGCCUUGGUGAAUUUCUGCCAGAGCUUGAACGAGGCCGUUCUUCGAAUUGUCGCAAUUGUCAUUUGGUACUUCCCCUUUGGAAUUGUCUUCCUGGUGGCUGGUAAGAUCCUGGAGAUGAGCGACCCCUCGGCCAUGGGGAAGAAGCUGGGCUUCUACGCCGUCACUGUGGUGUUCGGCCUGGUACUGCACGGCCUCUUCAUCCUGCCUGCCAUGUACUUCUUCAUCACCAAAAAGAGCCCGAUAGUCUACAUCAGGGGCAUCCUGCAGGCCCUGCUCAUUGCUCUGGCAACCUCUUCCAGUUCUGCCACUUUGCCUAUAACCUUCAAGUGCCUCUUGGAGAACAACCACAUCGACCGCCGCAUCAUCCGCUUUGUGCUCCCGGUGGGCGCCACCAUCAACAUGGACGGCACCGCCCUGUACGAAGCCGUGGCCGCCAUAUUCAUCGCACAAGUGAAUAAUUACGAGCUGGACUUUGGCCAGAUCAUCACUAUCAGCAUCACGGCCACCGCGGCCAGUAUCGGUGCAGCAGGGAUCCCGCAGGCCGGACUGGUCACCAUGGUGAUCGUGCUGACGUCCGUGGGUUUGCCGACAGACGAUAUCACUCUCAUCAUCGCGGUGGACUGGGCCUUAGACAGAUUUCGCACCAUGGUGAACGUGAUGGGGGACGCGCUGGCCACGGGCAUCAUGGCUCACAUCUGCAGGAAAGACUUCAUGAAAGAAGGGGACGGGGUGCCUCUGAUUUGUGAGACCAAGGCGCCGAUAAGCACGCCGCCCCUGAUGAACUGCCACAACAACAACGGGAACUACCGGCCCCCGUCCUCGGGGCUCAAACACGAGCUGGUCCCUCCGGACGUGGCCCGCCUCAUGCAGCUGGAGGAAGGCGUCCGGCCGCACCCCGAGCGCAAGAAGCCCCCGAUUCCUCCGCGGCACCUGAAGAAGAACAAGGAGCACUGCACCAUUGACAUGAAUGGCCUUGAGACCAACGUAUAGCCUCCUCCUGGAG
Molecule: messenger RNA, 1744 nt
Organism: Salarias fasciatus (jewelled blenny)
Lineage: Eukaryota; Metazoa; Chordata; Actinopteri; Blenniiformes; Blenniidae
Gene: slc1a7b
Product: solute carrier family 1 member 7b
Exons: 11
Coding region: 1-1731 (576 amino acids)
Biological process (GO): L-glutamate transmembrane transport
Cellular component (GO): plasma membrane
Molecular function (GO): neutral L-amino acid transmembrane transporter activity; glutamate:sodium symporter activity; L-glutamate transmembrane transporter activity
Source: RefSeq, a predicted model, not a curated record